Messenger RNA from Cimex lectularius (bed bug), 2318 nucleotides. RefSeq names its product polypeptide N-acetylgalactosaminyltransferase 13-like. Bases 217 to 2070 code for a protein of 617 amino acids. NCBI's taxonomy places the organism in Eukaryota, Metazoa, Arthropoda, Insecta, Hemiptera, Cimicidae. The transcript has 11 exons. Gene Ontology annotation, cellular component: Golgi apparatus. The record is from RefSeq and is a predicted model, not a curated record.
CUUCUGUCAGUGGGCAUCAACCGUAGAGUUCAUCGUUCACGUUCUAAGCCGGUUUCAGCUCCUGUUGUCACCUGUUGAACCACUCAUGAUUAUUGUAUUUAAAACUUUUGAUGAUCGGAAAUCAUUUCUUAAGAUCUUAUGAGUCUAAAACACAUUGGAAAAAUGUGAAAAAAUUAUUUUUAACAACAGUACAUUGGUUUUUAAACGGACGCAAAGAUGUCGAGGAGAAUGAUAAGGAAAAUAUGGCCGAUUCUCUUACUCCUGUCCAUUCUCUUCACACUACUUGUCAUUCAAUUUCAGCAGAAGAAGCCAGAUCCAAGAACCUUGAGGGACGACUGGGUGUCCUUAAGACUUUCUAAGGACCAGAAAGAGUACAUUGAUUCAAGAGGAGUUCAUGUUGUCGUAGGCCAUUACAUGGGUGACAGUGAAGGGUCCAAUUUUUCCAACAUAACUGAUGAAUUGCUCAAUUCUAAUAUGUUUUCGCCGAUUCCGAAUGAAGGAAAGGAUGGAAUGGCUGUUGUUAUUCCGCCACACUUAUCUGGAAAAAUGAAGCAGUUAUAUCACAUCAACAGAUUCAAUUUAAUGGCGAGUGAUAGAAUCCCUUUAAAUCGGACAUUACCUGAUGUUAGAAAGAAAAAGUGUCAUGGGAAGUACACUGAUAUAAUUGGUUUACCCAAAACAUCUGUGAUAAUCGUAUUUCACAACGAAGCUUGGUCUACGUUAUUGAGGACAGUUUGGUCUGUGAUAAACAGGUCUCCGAGGUCACUUUUGGAAGAAAUUUUAUUGGUUGAUGAUGCCAGUACUCGAAAAUUUUUGGGUAAAGAAUUGGAUGAUUAUGUGAAAAAUUUGACCGUUCCAACGAGAGUGUUGCGUACUGGAGAAAGAGUGGGUCUGAUCAGGGCACGGUUGAUAGGUGCCCGAGAAGCAAAAGGGCAGAUUCUGACAUUUCUUGAUGCACAUUGUGAAUGCACGACAGGUUGGUUGGAAGCUCUUGUGAUAAGAGUGGCUAAAGAUCGAACUCGUGUUGUGUGCCCUGUGAUUGAUAUAAUCUCUGACGAAUCAUUUGCUUAUGUGAGGAGCUUUGAACUGCACUGGGGAGCUUUCAACUGGGAUCUUCAUUUUCGAUGGUAUACCAUCUCCGGUGACGAAUUGAAAAAACGGCGUCUGGAUAUAACAGAACCUUUUAAAACACCAGCUAUGGCCGGAGGGCUAUUUGCAAUGGAUAAAAAUUUCUUUUUUGAAAUAGGAUCUUACGAUGACAAAAUGGAAGUUUGGGGAGGUGAAAACCUCGAAUUGUCUUUUAGGGUUUGGCAAUGUGGAGGUAGUGUCGAGAUUUCCCCUUGUUCACAUGUUGGCCAUCUUUUCAGGAAAUCGUCUCCAUAUUCCUUCCCAGGUGGAGUUACUCAAGUUCUUUACGGUAACUUAGCAAGACUUGCUCUAGUUUGGAUGGAUGAUUGGAAAGAUUUCUUUUUCAAAUUCAGUCCAGAAGCGAGCAGAUUGCGGGACCAGCAGCCAGUCAGAUCCAGGCUUGAGUUGAGAAAACAGCUUAAUUGCAAAGGUUUCAAAUGGUAUCUGGAUAAUGUUUGGCCUCAGCAUUUUUUCCCAAUGGAAGGUCGUUUCUUUGGUCGUAUUAAAAACCAAAUCCAUAACAAAUGCAUGGAAAAGCCUACAGGAAAAGGGUCCUUGAACCAGCCGAUGGGCCCGGCCACGAUCGUCCCUUGCAGCCUCAGUAACACACCUGCGCUUACCCAGAUGUUUGUAACUAAGUACGUUUCCGAUGGGACUCCUGGUGGUACCCUCGGCCCAAUUAUGACAGAUGAGAGUGUUUGCCUUGACGCACCGGAUAAAGAUGAUCCGGCGCUCGUGCCCCGUGUAAAAGUUAUGGCUUGCUCUGGACACGACAAGCAACUCUGGAGGCACAAUGUUAACAAGAAAACCCUCCAACAUGUUGCGAGUGGACUGUGCCUUGAUCUUCCCAACGACGGUGCCUUAGAAAAAGGCCUUGUCCUUAAUCCUUGUAAUGGGAAUGUAUCGCAAAAUUGGAUUUUGGAAUCUGUACCUUGGAGGUGACACACUGAAGAAAAUUGAGGCUGAUUAUAUUAAAAUAAAUAUUUACAGAAGUUAGUAAUCUUAAAUAACACUGUCUUUCAAAAUCUGUCCAAUAGUAAUAUUUAAAAAAAAAAUUAAGUGAAUUUAAUAUUUGUGAAAGUUAAGAUUUUUUUCUGGUCGUUUUAGUAAUUGUAAAUAACUAAAUUCAUUAAUUUCGUGGUCCGCUUGACCAAUUAAUAUAUUACAAUUAAUUAAGGUUUUUAGUUGAG